UUUUUUUUUUUGAUAUUCAUUCACCGUCACUACCAACAACAGUGUCGAAGAACACUGAGUUCACUCUGUAUUUAACUGCUCCUCUGCUUUGCUCUUCUUUCUUAGUAUAACUCUCCAAACUCUUCACUUAUUCUACGGUUCCGUUCUUACAGCUUUGGAGCUUAAGAGGAAAAGAGGUGUUUGUGGCCCCACACAAUGUCAGAUCUUGAAGUACCCCUUCGCCCAAAGAGGAAGAAGGGCUUGGUGGACUUUUUGGUCCAGUUUCGAUGUAUUUUUGUUAUUUUUGUUGUCCUUCCUAUUUCAUGUGCCUAUUAUUUUCUCAUAUAUCUUGGAGAUGUCAGAUCCGAGAUGAAGUCCUUCGAGCAGCGCCAGAAGGAACAUGAUGAAAAUGUUAAGAAAGUAGUGAAGCGUCUCAAGCAGAGGAAUCCAAAAAAGGAUGGUCUUGUGUGCACAGCCCGUAAACCAUGGAUUGCUGUUGGAAUGCGGAAUGUAGACUAUAAGAGGGCUCGCCAUUUUGAAGUUGAUUUGUCUGCUUUCCGUAAUAUCCUCGAAAUUGAUAAAGAGAGAAUGAUUGCAAGGGUUGAGCCUCUUGUAAACAUGGGGCAGAUCACACGGGUCACAGUCCCAAUGAAUCUUUCCCUUGCUGUGGUUGCAGAGCUUGAUGAUCUCACAGUUGGUGGUCUAAUCAAUGGCUACGGGAUUGAAGGAAGCUCCCACAUCUAUGGCCUGUUUUCUGAUACUGUUGUAGCUUAUGAGAUAGUUCUGGCUGAUGGCCGUGUUGUUAGAGCUACCAAGGACAAUGAAUAUUCUGAUCUCUUCUAUACUAUCCCAUGGUCUCAAGGAACCCUUGGAUUUCUUGUUGCUGCUGAAAUCAAACUUAUUCCCAUUAAAGAAUACAUGAGGCUGACGUACACACCAGUAGUGGGGAAUCUGAAGGAGCUUGCACAGGGUUAUAUGGACUCUUUUACACCCAGAGAUUGUGAUCAAGAUAAUCCAGAGAAAGUUCCAGAGUUUGUAGAAGGCAUGAUUUACUCGCCCGCUGAAGGUGUCUUCAUGACUGGGAGAUAUGCCUCUAAAGAAGAGGCCAAGAAGAAGGGGAAUAAAAUUAACAGUGUUGGUUGGUGGUUUAAACCCUGGUUCUACCAGCAUGCACAGACAGCUUUAAAGAAGGGAGAGUUUGUAGAAUACAUUCCUACCAGGGAGUAUUACCACAGGCACACAAGAUGUUUGUAUUGGGAGGGGAAGCUCAUCCUUCCAUUCGGAGAUCAAUGGUGGUUUAGGUUUCUCUUGGGCUGGAUGAUGCCACCCAAGGUUUCCUUGCUCAAGGCUACUCAAGGUGAAGCCAUAAGAAAUUAUUACCAUGACAUGCAUGUCAUUCAAGACAUGCUUGUUCCUCUUUACAAGGUUGGGGAUGCCCUAGAGUGGGUCCACCAAGAGAUGGAGAUCUAUCCCAUUUGGCUCUGCCCGCAUCGGCUGUUCAAGCUUCCAGUCAAGACUAUGGUGUAUCCUGAACCAGGCUUUGAGCAUCAUCGCAGACAGGGUGAUACACCUUAUGCUCAGAUGUACACAGAUGUGGGGGUGUACUAUUCUCCAGGCCCAGUGUUGAGGGGUGAGGUGUUUGAUGGUGCAGAGGCAGUUCGUAAAUUGGAGAAAUGGUUGAUUGAAAACCAUAGUUUCCAGCCACAGUAUGCAGUGUCUGAGCUGAAUGAGAAGGAUUUCUGGAGGAUGUUUGAUGCGGGUCUCUAUGAGCAUGUUAGGAGGAAGUACGGAGCUGUGGGAACAUUCAUGAGUGUCUACUACAAAUCUAAGAAAGGAAGGAAGACUGAGAAGGAGGUGCAAGAAGCUGAACAAGCCCAUCUUGAAACUGCAUAUGCGGAGGUUGAUCAGCCUAUGGACUGACUUAAGGUGAACCUGACCAACUUUGGUAGAACUUCUUGCUUUCUGUGGCGAAUCUUGCAUUGUCUUGUCUUGUUGUCUCUGUCUCUUAUCUUUGCUUAGUAGUUCCCUCAUCGAAUGCUGUUUGUACUUGACAUUAUUCGGAUGCUUUAAGCAUGACGAGUUUCUUGAAUGGUUGCCUCUCUCACGUAGACUAAGACAAUGAGGCUUCUUUUUAGAUGUGACCUUAUUAUGUUAUCCGGGUAUGUUGCACCAGAGCACCAGGUGCGGUGACCCUAACAUGUCUUCCAGCAAUCAGAAGUUUAGAUCGGAGAUAUUUUGUUUUC
This is a messenger RNA of Theobroma cacao (cacao), 2222 nucleotides long. RefSeq names its product cell elongation protein / DWARF1 / DIMINUTO (DIM) (gene DWF1). Gene Ontology annotation, cellular component: membrane; cytoplasm. The record is from RefSeq and is a predicted model, not a curated record. NCBI's taxonomy places the organism in Eukaryota, Viridiplantae, Streptophyta, Magnoliopsida, Malvales, Malvaceae. Gene Ontology annotation, molecular function: oxidoreductase activity, acting on the CH-CH group of donors, NAD or NADP as acceptor; FAD binding. Gene Ontology annotation, biological process: steroid metabolic process.